AUGAGUCUCCUGCUUGUUUUUUUUCUCCUCCUUUUUUGCGUCGCUUUCCUUCCUAAGCAUGUUUCCGUUGAUGAUGGCCUCUUCAGAAGCCGGGUGUUGAACCCGUUCCACUACCAGCGGGAGAAGAUGCGCAUAAUGAAGCACGUGAACUCGCUGGCCUUCCUGUACAACGAAUUCAAGAACAACGUAGACGACCUGGAAAGGACAUACGACAAUUUCCUGAAGGCUCUGAAAGUGUCAAAAGAAACGGAGGAAAGGUUGCUAAAGAUGAAUGACCUCAGAACAGCGAGCUUCAUAAGCGAAAUGGAAGACCUAAAAAGUGAAUAUGAUGUGUUUAAGGAUUCCAUAGAGGAAAAUCUUAACAAGAAAAAAGACGAAUUCAACAAAACGUUGAAAGGUACCAUUGAAGGAUUCUUCCAAAAUUCCAUAAAGGAGUUAAAAGGCAUCACCAAGUAUAUCAAAUACAUAAAUCUGAAUGCAACAAAUUUGCAUAAAAUCGUAUCGAGCAUUUUUUCCAAGGCCAUGAAUUUAAGUGACAUUUAUGAGCAGAACAUUAACCACAUAUACGAGAUCGGAAAGGAAUAUUAUCGAAUAAAAUUAAGUACGUUAAAUAAUUUACUCGCUUCAGAGUACGAACAGUAUAAUAAGACACUUGGGUUCAUAUCGAAUGAGAAAUAUUUAGACAAAUUUUCAGAUGUAUUCUACAUAGAAAUGUUAAAAAAUUAUCUAAAAAAUUCUACUCAAAAAACGGUGAUGAUUGAUUUGUCCAACAUACUGGAGAGACACUCCUUCCAUGAACUUUCCUACUUUUUUAACAUUUUUCUGAAAAACUUCCAAAAGGGAGUCAUCAUUUACGUCAUUAACAGAGUCGAUAGAAACUACCAUAACAAGAAGAUGAUUUUUUUAGAAUACUUCAAGUUGUAUGAGUUGGUUCACUAUAUUAAGAGAAAUUAUAGCCACCUCAAAGUGGACUUUAUCGAAAUCCAUGUGUUUAACAUGUACAUAUCCUUUUUUGUGAAUGCCAAUGGGAUUUUGUACCAUGUGAAUUACGAGUCCUUCCUGGACGCCAACUCCAUCAACCUGUAUAACGCGCACAACUACGGCUACUUCUUCACGAACCAGAAGAUCCCCAAUGAAACGUCAUCAAGUAUAUGGGGUUAUGGAAAGGCAGCUUCUAACCCUAGUGGUAGGGUUGCCCCCCCUGAGGACCGAUUAUACGUGCUCUACGUGGGCAGUCGAGUCGUCCAAGACAACUGUAUAAUGUACAACCGGGAGGACAUGAUCGAAUUCAAGAAAGGCAAUGCUUACAAAAUUAUACAACAGAACAAAUUAAACUCUCACGAUUCCUACUUUAACAUUUUCCUGCUGAAGUUGGAAUCCGAGUACAACUUUUACAACCAAUUCCUCAGUAGUGAAUAUGAGCAUCUGUACCGCUUUUCCGUGCAUAACUGUAACAUGAUUCUGACGUAUGACUCCCUCAGCAAGUUUGACAUCCCCCAUGAGAAGUUCACCUCGCACUUCAAAGAUGUGUACGCCCUGAUCAUCAUCUACCCCGGAAGCAACAUCAGUUCCAUGUGCAGCCUCUUCAGCAACUACAUAUUCCGGGAGUCCAUUUACAACCUACGGACGGAGCAGUCCAAUGUGCUUGAAAUCUACGCAGAGAAGAAAAAGCUAACUAUGCUCGUUAACAACAAAACGAAAAACUACUACGUUAACCUGAACAACAAAAAAAAUGAAGAGCCUCUGCAAACCAGCCUUCUCAAAAUGAAGACCUGCCUAAAGCAGUACGUUAGAAAUAACUAUGAUGACUACUUUGACUAUUUGAACGUCAUUUAUUUUGUGUCUUCAGAUUAG
This is a messenger RNA of Plasmodium coatneyi, 1854 nucleotides long. RefSeq lists its product as uncharacterized. The transcript has 3 exons. The record is from RefSeq and is a predicted model, not a curated record. The coding region runs from base 1 to 1854 and encodes 617 amino acids. NCBI's taxonomy places the organism in Eukaryota, Apicomplexa, Aconoidasida, Haemosporida, Plasmodiidae.